AUGAUGAACUCAGAUUCCGAAUUUUUGGAACGACAAUUGUCUACGGUGGUGGCAUAUGGUGCCCUCACCUUUAUUGCCCUUUUCGUUUUGUCUAAGAGAUAUUCUUCCAAUCUAAAAUCGAUGCAGUCACUUAUUCUAUUUUGCUGGGCUUGUUUUCUAAAGCCUUUCUCGGUUACCCAGUCUUCUAGUAAGGGAAAUCAACAACAAUCUGCUUUGGAAUCAUUCUACAAGACGCAGGCUCAAGUUUACGAUUCUACAAGAAAAUUGCUACUUCAGGGACGUGAGACUGCGCUUUCAUUAGCAGCUGCGCAUUUUACUUCUUCUGGCAAGAAAAACCUGGUUUGGGUUGAUAUUGGUGGAGGAACCGGCUGGAAUAUAGAGCAGAUGAACCGCAUCGUUUCUCUGAGAAAAUACUUCAAGAAAGUCUACCUGGUAGAUCUUUCGCCUUCUCUUUGUCAAGUCGCGAGACAUAGAUUCGCAAAGGCUGGUCUCUCAAAAAUAGUUGAAAUUUUAUGUGUGGACGCGUGUGAUUUUGAAAUUCCUGAAGGAAAGGCUGAUCUAAUCACCUUUUCAUAUUCGUUGUCCAUGAUCCCAACUUUCCACUCAGCUGUUGACCAUGCUUCGGAACUGUUAAAUAGCGGUGGACUUGUCAUGUCAGUGGAUUUUGGUGUUCAAUCAGAAGUCACUGCCAUUGGAAGAGUUAAUACCGUUGGUGGAACGUACAACAGGCAUGUCCCCUGGAUCCUAAGAAGUUUUUGGAGAAUAUGGUUUGAGUUCGAUCGUGUAUUCUUGGAUCCUGCAAGAAGAGACUAUCUUGAAUACAGAUUUGGCACUCUCAAGUCGCUCAAUUGCUACAACCACUCCUUGGGAAAAAUCCCAUACUACAUUUGGCUGGGUUGUGACAGGGACAAAACACCUGCUCUUCUACACAGGAUCAACGCCCUUGCAACGGAAUCUCCAUAUCUGGCACCAUCAGAGGAAACCAAGCUCAUUCCAAAGAGCAAAGGGUACGAGGCAGCUGUCUCAAAUAGACAGAAGCAUCUUCCAUAUCCUUCCAUUUACUACCAAAACGACAUCUGGAGAGUCUACUACGAUGAGAUGAAUCCCCAGUACACCCAAUUCAAAGACCAGUACAUUUACGCUUUCACCUGGGAAGACCCCCGCGAGGACUUCAAUAUUCUCAAGCUCUCGUCGAAAGAUACAGUUUUGGCCAUAACCUCAGCUGGGGAUAAUAUUUUGUCAUACGCAUGCUUGGAUGAUCCUCCCAAGAGAAUUCAUGGCGUUGAUUUGAACCCAUGUCAGGGCCAUCUCAUGGAGCUGAAACUGGCAGCUUUGAAGGUUCUCAAAAGAGAGGAGGUUUGGAAAAUGUUUGGACUGGGAAAGAUAGAAAACUUCACGGAAUUGUUAGUCACAAAAUUGUCUCCUCAUAUAUCGUCUAAUGCGUUCCAAUACUGGUAUUCCAAGGGGUACAAGAGUUUCGAUAUCAACGGGACUGGAUUGUAUGACACUGGAUCUACUAGAUGGGCAUUAAGGCUAGCAAGAUGGGUUUUCAAAAUUGCUCAAGUUCAGGACCAGGUAUAUGAGCUUUGCAAUUGCACAGAUAUGGAUCAACAAAAAGAGGUUUGGGAUGACAAAAUCAAGCCUGCCAUCUUUAACCCCAUUGUCUCGAAAAUAUUGAUUGGGAACCCGCUCUUCCUGUGGAAGGCACUCGGAGUUCCUGUGAACCAAGCUAAAAUGAUGGGUUCAUCUGUCAUGAAAUAUUUCGCUGAUACUCUUGACCCUAUUGUUACGAGAUCGUUGUUGUCAAUGGACAACUAUUUCUACUACCUGACCUUGAUGGGACAUUACUCAGAAUCCAACUGUCCCAACUAUCUCACCAAAGAUGGAUACAAUAAACUUCAUUCCCCGUCGUCACCUUUGGACAGUAUUAGAUUACACACAGAUACACUGAAUGAUGUCUUUGAGAGACUCACAAAGAAUUCACUAACCGUGGCUGUCAUUAUGGACCACAUGGACUGGUUUGAUCCGUCCGGCCAGGAAUGCGAUCUGGAAGUCAAAGCACUUUACGGAGCUCUUGCACCAUCUGGACGUGUUCUCCUACGAUCGGCAAGUACUGAACCGUGGUAUAUCAAAGUAUUUGAGAGGAAUGGUUAUAAGUGCGAUGCUGCUGCAGUCAGAUUUUCAGGCGAGUCCAUCGAUAGGAUCAACAUGUACGCCUCGACCUGGGUUUGCACAAAAAUUCCACCAAAGGCGAGAGGUAUGAGCACAUUGGAUAUUUGA
Molecule: messenger RNA, 2280 nt
Organism: Kuraishia capsulata CBS 1993
Lineage: Eukaryota; Fungi; Ascomycota; Pichiomycetes; Pichiales; Pichiaceae
Exons: 1
Coding region: 1-2280 (759 amino acids)
Source: RefSeq, a predicted model, not a curated record